Vidua chalybeata is the source of this 2391-nucleotide messenger RNA. RefSeq names its product septin 6 (gene SEPTIN6). The record is from RefSeq and is a predicted model, not a curated record. Gene Ontology annotation, molecular function: molecular adaptor activity; GTP binding; GTPase activity. Gene Ontology annotation, biological process: cilium assembly; cytoskeleton-dependent cytokinesis. The coding region runs from base 48 to 1328 and encodes 426 amino acids. Lineage: Eukaryota; Metazoa; Chordata; Aves; Passeriformes; Viduidae. The transcript has 11 exons. Gene Ontology annotation, cellular component: microtubule cytoskeleton; septin ring; cell division site.
CGGAGCCGCCCGCAGGCCGGGGCGGAACGUGCGGCGGGCGGGCAGCGAUGGCGGCGGCCGAGGUGGCGCGGCAGGGUGAAGGCUGUCGUACUGUCCCGCUUUCUGGACACGUCGGAUUUGAUAGUUUGCCUGACCAGCUGGUUAAUAAGUCAGUUAAUCAUGGGUUUUGUUUCAACAUCCUUUGUGUGGGGGAAACUGGCCUUGGUAAGUCCACCCUCAUGGACACCCUUUUCAACACCAAGUUUGAAGGUGACCCAGCAUCUCACUCACAGCCUGGGGUCCAGCUGAAGUCCAGUACCUAUGACCUGCAGGAGAGCAAUGUCAACCUCAAGCUGACUAUUGUGAGCACAGUGGGCUUUGGGGAUCAGAUCAACAAAGAGGACAGCUAUAAGCCCAUUGUUGAGUUCAUUGAUGCUCAGUUUGAAGCCUACUUGCAAGAAGAACUGAAGAUAAAAAGAGUCUUGCACAACUACCAUGACACCCGGAUCCACGCUUGCUUGUACUUCAUUGCUCCGACCGGCCAUUCCCUGAAAUCCCUGGACUUGGUAACGAUGAAGAAGCUCGACAGCAAGGUGAACAUCAUUCCUAUCAUUGCCAAAUCUGAUGCCAUCUCCAAGAGUGAGCUGACCAAGUUUAAAAUUAAAAUCACAAGCGAACUGGUCAGUAAUGGGGUGCAGAUCUACCAGUUCCCGACAGAUGAUGAAUCAGUGGCGGAGAUAAAUGGGACAAUGAAUGCCCACUUGCCAUUUGCAGUGAUCGGGAGUACGGAGGAGCUGAAAAUAGGAAACAAAAUGAUGAAAGCUCGUCAGUACCCUUGGGGCACAGUGCAGGUGGAGAAUGAAGCUCACUGUGACUUUGUGAAGCUGCGGGAGAUGCUGAUCCGCGUGAACAUGGAAGACCUUCGUGAGCAGACCCACACACGCCACUAUGAGCUCUACAGGCGAUGUAAACUGGAAGAGAUGGGUUUCAAGGACACUGAUCCAGACAGCAAACCCUUCAGCUUACAAGAAACUUAUGAAGCCAAAAGAAACGAGUUUCUGGGAGAACUGCAGAAAAAGGAAGAGGCAAUGAGACAGAUGUUUGUCCAGAGGGUCAAGGAAAAAGAAGCUGAGUUGAAAGAGGCUGAAAAAGAGCUGCAUGAAAAGUUUGAUCGCCUGAAGAAAUUGCAUCAGGAUGAAAAGAAGAAGCUAGAGGAUAAGAAGAAGUCUCUGGAUGAUGAAGUAAAUGCAUUUAAACAAAGGAAGACAGCAGCUGAAUUGCUUCAGUCCCAGGCUCAGCAGGCUGGAGGAUCGCAAACUCUUAAAAGGGAUAAGGAAAGGAAAAAUUAGCUGCUGUUUGGCUGCAUGGUGCAUGAGGCACAUUGUCCUGUUCGGGUUUCCUGUAGAACCUUUCCCUUGGCCCCAGAGGCGAAUGCCCCACCCUCGGCUGUGCCAUUGUGCCUGUUCGCUCACCUUUCCCACUGCUCCCCUCCCUGCUCACCACUGGGGUCAAACCAGAGCCCUUGGCUGCUGGGGUCGUUCUUGUGAGGGGCCAGAGGGGCUCGUGCCAGGCUCCUCCUGCCCCUUGGGCAGCAGCAGGAUGCCCACUGCUCCUGGGCAAGGCUCCCCUGUCCCAUUGCUCCGCUUUUCCCUGCUCCGUGCUGUCAGAGCUGCUUGGGGGGUGCGUUUAGCUCCUGCUGUGGGUGCAGCCUGGUGCUGCCAUGGGGUGGGAUGUGCUCUCUCCAGAGACUGGCUGCCCUCUCCCCGUGUUCAUUUGCUGUUCCUAAGCCCUCAUACCCCCUGUGCUGCCAUGUGUGACUCAAAUAACUUUCAAGGACUUUUUGCAAAACUUGACAUCCUCACAGGCAUGGGCCUGAGUCCAAACCUCUAGUUCCCAGGCUUGAGGAAAUCUCAAAUUUGGAUCCAUGGUUUGCAACUAAGUGUUCUCUGAAUGCUGCAGGGGUCAUGAAGGAUCUCUUGCCUGGUCUCCCUCUCAGUGUGCUGACCUGGAUGCACAUCCUGGAUCCAAUCUCAGGGAAAGCUGGUCACCUUGCUGUACAUAUCAGUGUUUCUGAAGAAAGACGAUGCUGUUUCAUUGACUUUCUUCUCAGUGAUUCCAACAAUUUCUGGUUUUAAUGCAAAAAAAUACUACCUUUAUUAUUUUUUUAUUUGACAUCUCUUUAGAACUGUACAGAUGUUGACAGGUUUCUUCUCAUAUUUUCUAUUCAGCAAAAGCCUUGUUUUUAUUGCAAGAUUUGCACUAAAAAGGAGGGUGUUUUGCUCACUGGGCCAGGAGCUCACUCUGGCCAAGUGCAACUGUGGUUUGCCUGCAAGUGUCUUCUCUCUGUAUUUCUGGCUGAGUUUUGUUUUUAAAUAAAGAGUUCAUCGGACAGUGAAUUCUGGUUAACAUUUA